AUGGGCAAGAGUCUUAGCACCUCCUUGAGCGAAUGGAAUCUUCAGGACAACGUGGUUUUGACUAUGACUGACCAAGGCUCCAACGUCAAAAAGUGCAUGUCGCUGUUCAACGGCACUUCUGGAGCUACAUGGCUCCCAUGUGUUGCUCACAAAUUACAAAUCGCCAUCAACAACGCCUGGAAUAAGGGAGAGGCUUUGUCGCUGGUGGACAAGUGCAAGAGGAUAACGAGGAUGUUCAAGAACAAGGGCGCCUUAGCGGAUACGCUUGCCAGGAGCUAG
Molecule: messenger RNA, 279 nt
Organism: Linnemannia hyalina
Lineage: Eukaryota; Fungi; Mortierellomycota; Mortierellomycetes; Mortierellales; Mortierellaceae
Source: the annotation of a GenBank genome assembly